Armigeres subalbatus is the source of this 4946-nucleotide messenger RNA. RefSeq names its product ATP-binding cassette sub-family C member 4-like. Gene Ontology annotation, biological process: transmembrane transport. NCBI's taxonomy places the organism in Eukaryota, Metazoa, Arthropoda, Insecta, Diptera, Culicidae. The record is from RefSeq and is a predicted model, not a curated record. Gene Ontology annotation, molecular function: ATP hydrolysis activity; ATP binding; ABC-type transporter activity. Bases 414 to 4565 code for a protein of 1383 amino acids. The transcript has 9 exons. Gene Ontology annotation, cellular component: membrane.
CGACAGUCAUCGUUCAGCGUCGGCAGGAAGUGCUCACGCCAAAACACCGUUCUCAUCGUGAUAUCGACGCGAUUUCCGCGCGCGUGUCCACCUGUGCCGUCCGAGUCAUUCCACCAACGUACUAUAUGCUGAAUCCCUUUGGCAUAUGACAUAGUCUUUUUUCAAGUUCAUAAAAAAAUGUAAAAUUUUCUUAUCAUUCCAGCAGUGGAACUCGAACAGUGAAGUGGUUUUUUAGUGUUUGGUCCCGGUGAAAUACGUAGUAGACUGCAGCUCGAUCUACCAUAUAUGUGCAGUGUUUGUCCUCGUUAAGUUCCUACUGCUGGUCAGGUGGGAAUUCAGUUCAGAACCGUACUCGGAUAAAGUGAAACAGCUCAGUGCAAUAAGAGUGUCCAAAGUGAGUGAGCGAUGCGAGAAUGGAAUCGAUCAAAAGGAAGCUUGACACAAAUCCGCGAGAAAAUGCCAACUUCCUGUCGGUGCUGACGUUCUGGUGGACCAUCGAUUUGUUUAAGAAGGGUUACACCAAGGUGUUGGAGCUGCAGGAUCUCUUCAAACCGCUGGAGGUUGACAAAUCGGAAGCACUCGGAGAUCGGUUAGAAAAGAAAUGGUUCGAACAACAGUCCGGCAAGGGUCGACCGUCGCUGGUCAAGGCGAUUUUCAAAACCUUCUGGUGGGAGUACACUAUACUCGGUUUCAUCUGCGUUGUGAACGAUAUCUUCAUUCGAUUGGCCCAACCAAUCUUCCUCGGUUGGUUGCUGCAGUACUUUCGGAAGGAAACCGAUGUAACACGGGAAAGCGCAAUGUAUUACGCCGCUGCCAUCGUCAUACUAAACGCACUUAGCGUGGUAACAAUCAACCAAUAUAUUCUGGGCAGCUUCCAGAACGGAAUGAAGGUGAGAAUUGCAAUGUGCAGCGUGAUAUACCGGAAAGCAUUGCGGCUAUCGCGGACGGCCUUGGGCGACACGGCAUCCGGCAAGGUGGUCAACCUGUUGUCGAACGAUGUCAACCGGUUCGAUAUCGUGUCGGUUUUCCUACAUUCGAUGUGGUCCGCUCCUCUGUUGAGCAUUGUCGUCGGAGUGUUGCUGUACAUCGAAAUCGGAGUGGCAGGCCUGAUCGGAAUGAUUGUAAUCUUCAUUGUGACACCGAUUCAGGCAUACACUGGCAAGUUGACUUCCCGGUUCCGACUGCAAACGGCGCUGAGAACUGACGAACGAAUCCGGUUGAUGGACGAAAUCAUUUCGGGUAUUCAAGUCAUCAAGAUGUAUGCCUGGGAAAAGCCAUUUGCGCAGCUGAUUAGGCUGGCAAGAAGAAUGGAGUUGAAGAUUGUAACCAAGAGUGCAUAUGUGCGAGGAUUGUACAUGACGUUCCUGCUGUUCACUACUAGAAUGGCGCUGUUUUGUACAAUGAUGGCAAUGGUUUUGUUGGGCAAUGAUCUAACGGCUGCUAAGGUAUUUGUAGUGUCUACUUACUUCGCUAUUUUGGCAAACACUAUGUCAGCCAUGUUUGUGCGCGGUAUUGCGGAAAUCGCAGAGGCGCUGGUCGCCAUGAAGCGCUUGCAACGCUUUUUAGAGUAUGAGGAGAAGGAGGGAGAAAAUGCGGGGGCCAAGGAGAAGUUCCUCGACGAUAUUGGAGCCAACGGAGAUGUUUCUGAAAAACAGAAGCUGAUCGAGUCGGAUACACAGCUGCCACCGAAUGUGGCGAUUUCAAUGAAAAAUGUUACUGCUCGUUGGGGAGCGGUGAAGCGCCAGGAUGCACCCCCAAGUAAGAAUGGAAAUGUUCCGAAGAUCGUCGAAACAGUUCAGAAGAUGGAUGAACUGGAUGAAUCCUGGAAAACCGCUACGCUGUCAAACCUGAACGUUGAUUUCCGUAAGGGUAUUUUGAUAGGGAUAAUUGGUCCGGUAGGGGCGGGUAAGUCAUCAUUAUUACAAGCAAUGUUGAAAGAGCUUCCAUUAGAAACGGGAACAAUCGUUCAUAAAGGAAAGCUCGCUUAUGUAAGUCAGGAAGCGUGGGUAUUUGCUGGAACAGUGCGCCAGAAUAUUCUGUUUGGUCAACCGAUGGAGAAGGAUCGAUAUGAUGCCGUUGUGAAGGCUUGUGCUUUGAUAAGGGAUUUUGAACAGUUGCCGCACGGCGAUAAGACAAUCAUAGGCGAACGUGGAGCAGCCUUAUCCGGGGGACAGAAAGCAAGAAUUAGUUUAGCUCGGGCAGUUUAUCGAAGGGCCGACAUAUUCCUUAUGGACGACCCGCUCAGCGCCGUGGAUGCCCACGUAGGUCGGCAUUUGUUCGAUACCUGUAUAGGUCCUCGAGGACGCCUAGGGAAGUUGAAGACUACGAGGAUCUUGAUUACCCAUCAGGUGCACUUCCUGAAGGAAGCCGACUGGGUUGUAGUGAUGAAUGAGGGUAAAAUAACAAUGCAGGGAACACCUUACGAUCUGUCACAGAAUGGAAUAGACUUCGUAGAGCUGCUGGAAAAAUUCGAGGAGGAAGCCGGUGAUGGAGACAGUUCAAUCAUGACGUCGGACAGGCGAAGUCGUCGCGGAUCGCGUGAAUCUUCAAGAUCUUUUGUUUCCUCUCAUCAGUCGAUAGAUGAUCUCACCGAGGAUGAACAGCACGAAAAGGGAGAAAAGGAGAAAUCUAGAACACCAGAACCUGAUCAAAACAUGGAACAGAGCUCCAAGGGUACCGUUCAGGGAUCGGUUCUUCUCAAUUACAUUAGAUGUGGUGCCAAUCCUGUGAUAAUAAUUAUAUUGUUCUUCCUGUUUUUGGGAACACAGCUAGCGGCCAGUGGAGCAGAUUUCUGGGUUGCAUUUUGGACAUCGCAGGAAGAGCAACGUAUAUUCCUAAGGCACAACGACAGCGAUGUUAGUGAAUCGUUUGGAAGGACCAACGAUUCUUCUAUUCUCGAAGAUGUUCUACCAGCGGUAGAUAAUUCCUAUAUCUCGUCACUCCGAAGUACGGAAUUCUGUAUGGCAGUUCACGGAGCUUUGGUGAUUAGCAUAUUUCUAGUGGCAAUUUCGCGAUCCAUCAGCUUCUACCGAACGUCAAUUCGUGCAUCGCAGAACCUGCACGAUUCCAUGUUUAAGGGAGUCGUUUCAACUUCGAUGCGGUUCUAUGACACGAACCCAUCGGGGCGCAUUCUGAACCGGUUCUCCAAGGAUAUGGGAGCAGUAGACGAACUGCUGCCGAAAGCAAUUCUCGACGCAACGCAAAUCCUCCUCAAUAUGAGCGGUACAAUUAUCGUCACCGUAAUCGUAAAUCCGAUGUUUUUGAUUCCACUAGCAGUACUUGGAGUGCUGUUUAUUUUUCUUAGGAAGAUUUAUCUCAAAACAUCGAAAAACAUUAAGCGGCUCGAAGGAAUCACACGAUCUCCAGUCUUCUCGCAUCUAGCAGCAUCGUUAGCAGGGUUGCCAACGAUUCGUGCCUUCGCUGCUCAAAAGGAAUUGAUCAAGGAAUUCGAUUCCCAUCAGGAUAUCCAUACUGCAGCCUUCUACAUGUUCAUCACCAGCAGCACAGCGUUCGGUUUUGCAUUAGAUCUUAUGUGUUUAGUUUUCUUCUUCAUCGUAGUAUUUAGUUUUCUCGUGUUGGAAUCAAACGUCUUGGGAGACCGAGUAGGGUUGGCCAUCACUCAAGCCAUGGCCCUGACCGGCAUGAUGCAGUGGGGUAUCCGACAGAGUGCGGAAGUAGCCAACUUCAUGAUGUCUGUUGAGCGUUUGCUCGAGUACCGAGAUCUGCAACCAGAAAAACAACCAGAGCAGGCCAGAAUAUUAAACAAGAGCUGGCCGGAAGCCGGACGUAUUUGCUUCAAAAAUGUUUCUUAUCGGUACUUUGAAGGUGGAAAUCUGGUACUGAAGAAUCUUGACUUUGAGAUCAAUCCGAUGGAGAAAAUCGGAAUCGUGGGACGAACUGGAGCCGGAAAAUCUUCAUUGAUUGGUGCUCUUUUCCGCUUAGCCCAAGUCGAGGGUGAUAUCCUCAUAGACGGGGUGAAUUCCGGGGAAAUCUACCUGGAAAGCUUGCGUUCAAAGAUCUCAAUCAUUCCUCAAGAUCCAGUCCUAUUUUCUGGCACACUCAGGAAAAAUCUGGAUCCAUUCGAAGAUUACCCCGACUCGUAUCUUUGGGAUGCUUUGGGGCAAGUCGAGCUGAAGGAUAUCGCCAACGGACCAUUAGGUCUACAAAUGGCUGUUGCCGCUGGCGGUGCAAACUUCAGCGUAGGACAACGACAACUGAUCUGUUUGGCUCGUGCCAUUUUAAGAAGCAACCGCGUCCUGGUAUUGGACGAAGCCACUGCAAACGUUGAUCCAAACACCGAUCGACUAAUUCAGGAGACAAUCCGCGUCAAAUUCGCCGAAUGUACCGUGCUGACAAUCGCUCACCGUCUCAACACCAUUAUGGACUCGGACCGCGUCUUGGUCAUGGAUGCGGGCGAAUCUGUCGAAUUCGGCACACCACAUGAUCUGCUACAGAUGCCGGUGGGCAUCUUUAAAGAAAUGGUCCUCGCUACCGGACCAUCGGAAUCCGAAAGACUUAUUCAAAUUGCCAAACAGAAGCACGAUGAAAUCGGGGCCAAUCAAUAGAUGUGAUCAAACAUUCAACGAGAGAAUUCAGACAAAAGUACAAAAAGUGUCCUUAUGAAUAUUUGUUUAAAACAAGUGAUUCCGUACGCAAUCAGGAACCAAAUCAUUUCCCCAGUUGAUAAAGUCUCAUUUGGCUAAGAAUCUACAACCAGGAGGUUGAAUAAUACUUCAUUUUACUUAAAAUUACUUAAUUUAAUACAUUAUCACCGAGACGUUACAUAUUUAUCGAAACGAAAAGACCCAAGCUUUCCUAUCACAUUAUUUUUUAUUGUUAAGGCUUAUUAUAUUAUAUUAUAUUAUAGUAUGCAAUGUCGAUGUGUAAUACGAACUAAUUACAAACUCCGAUGUUCAUUUACAUUAAUAAAUUACCUACCUAAACUA